Messenger RNA from Cavenderia fasciculata, 3678 nucleotides. RefSeq lists its product as uncharacterized. Gene Ontology annotation, biological process: malate transport. The record is from RefSeq and is a predicted model, not a curated record. Bases 1 to 3678 code for a protein of 1225 amino acids. The transcript is spliced from 6 exons. NCBI's taxonomy places the organism in Eukaryota, Evosea, Eumycetozoa, Acytosteliales, Cavenderiaceae.
AUGCCUCAUCAACAUCAUCACCAUUCAUAUAUAAAUCAAUCUAUAACUCAUAAUUACUUUAAAAAGAAGAUAUUUGGUCUGAGGGGACGUGUGGCCUUGAGGGUGGCAUUGGAAGCGACCGUGUCAUCUAUUAUAUUCUAUUUGAAUUCUGGAUUGGAUCCCAACCUUAUAUUGCUCAUUCCCAUCUAUAUCGUGAUUGCAGCAUGCACAGUAUCGGUAUGGACAUCUAUAUUGAAUGGUGCUGUUGUGUUUUAUGGAGGUGUAUUGGCAACCAUCUAUCUGGUGAUUGUUCAUAAUAUCGUUCCACACGAAUUGCAUUGGAUCACAUUUAUCAUACUCUUUUUUGCCACUUUUAUUAUUACCAACCUUGCAGUUGGAAGAAGAUGGCUGACUGGUUUAGCCGCCAAAAAUUUGCCAGAGUAUCUCAAUAGUCCCGAAGGACAGUACAGUCACUACGACAACCAAGUUAUCAUUCAAGAACGAGAUGAAAAUCUAAACACCAAUACUGCCAUUCAACAACAAAUGGAUCAAAAUAAUAAUAAUAAUAAUAAUAAUAAUAACAAUAAUAAUAAUACUGGUACAAUUGACAAUAUCGAUAUUGAAUCACUUCCGCCAGUAUCACCAGACCAAAAUUAUCACAAAGUAUCUAAUAAUUCUAAAAAGGCAAUUCCAACAUCGGCCAUCAAGAUACCGACCAUUUACGAUUUACACGACAUGGACAAGAAACUGACCGACCAAAUCAAUCGUUUGACAUUGUUGUUGAACGAGACUAAAUUGGAGAGAUGGAAUCUUAGAUUGGUACCACUCUAUGAAAAGCUUUUAAACGUGCUUGAAAUGAACCAAAAGCAACUCUAUUCAAUCAAAUCGUCUGUUCAAAGUGGGUUCUCACCACUCUUGGGGAAUGAAGCGGUUCUUCCCCUACUCCCCUUUAUCAAUUCCAUCGCCGAUGAAAUCUAUCUUCAACUUGGUUUUAUGAUGGAGAUUGUAAAGAUGAAUUAUAGUUCAUUGGAUGACGACAUCCAAGAUCCACAACAACUACAGCAACAACAAUUCCACGAGGAAAUUGAAAUGAAUAAUGUAGUAGGAGGUGAUAAUCAACAACAACAACAACAACAACAACAACAACAACAACAACAACAACAACAACAAGAUCAACAAAGACAACAAAGGCUUGGAAAAUUAAAAUCAAUUGAAAAGAAAAAAUAUAAUAGAAAACAACAUUCUAGGAUUAUAAGAUCAUUAUUGGAAGAAUCAUUUAAUGAAGCAAAGGCACUGAUUGAAGAGACUGAAAAGAUUUUUAAAAAUGUUGGACAGGAAUAUUUGAAAAAUAAUAUGCCUAUUCUACCGGCCAGUGAAGUCACAAAGAUUCAUUUCUUUUUGUUUGGUAUCUUUUCAUUUGCCAAACAACAACGUCAACUGACCGAUACUAUCUAUCAAAUCAACAAAACAAUCUAUACUGGACCGGUUCAAUUUGAAAUCCUUCGAUUUGGUAUUAUUUAUUUGGUUACUAGUUUUCCAAUAUGGUUAUUUAAAAGAUGUAAAAUCCUAUACAACAUGGUCACAGCAAAGAGUCAACCUUUGGUGGAGGGUCAACAAAAACAAAGUCGAUUUAUACAAUUUUUCAAGGAUAUAGGCAAUUAUUUUUACAAUUUAUUCUUUGCAAAUAUGAAAUGGAGAUAUCCUCUUCAACUUAGUAUAGCAAUCACUCUUUCAUUUGCAUUUUUCUAUUAUUUCGAUGGUCGUGGUUAUAAUGAAUUGGUUAUUCAUGGUAUUUGGGGAUGUGCAACUGUAGCAUUAGUAAUGUCACCAUCACUUGGAGCAACAUUAACAAGAGGAUUUCAUAGAUUUGUUGGAACCAUUCUUGGUGGAGCUUUGGGGUUUGUGAUUGCAUUGAUUGUAGAAAAUGUUGAUAAACCUUUUAAAGAAAUAGUUUUGGCUGUGUCAACGUUUAUUUGGUUAUUUGCAACCUCUUUUGUUCAACAAGAGGCAAAGUACAGUUACGCCGGUACGGUAUCUGGUAUCACCUUUUUCAUCAUUGCCUAUACCAACUACUUUACCGAACAAAAUUCAAUCUUUACUCCUAUUAUGCGUGAAUUUAAUAUCAUUAUUGGGUUGGUGUGGCUACUCAUUGUCUAUGUUUGCGUCUUUCCAUUCCUCACCUACAAGACUGCUAAAACAAAGUAUGCAGAAUUGGCAACGUCAAUGGCCGAGACAUUUGUUAGUAUUGUCGAGGUUGGAUUCGUCAACAAGUAUGCCAACCUCUCUUUAAUACCUCCAGUAGCUCAAGUUGGUGACCAAAUCAAUAACAAUGGUGGUGAUUUAUCUAUUCAACCAGUCACAGCAGCAGUGGUAGCAGAUGAAGAAGAAAAGAUAAAGACAAUGAAUGCAAUAGGUUCAACUAUUCGAAAGAAUAGAAUGUUAUUGUCACAACAAAAACUAUUGCUCUAUGACAUUAGAAUGGAGUUGUGGUUGAAACCUGGUAGGACAGCAUCGCCAUCAACCUACUUUUCAAUCAUUGACAACCUCUCUAAAACAUUUAAUCGAUUGGUUGCCACCGAGACGUCGUUUAUCCAACACUCGUUUAGUGAAAAGAUGGUUCAGUCGAUGGAGCCAGUCAGAAUGUCGUUGUUUAUUCUCAUGGAGAAUAUCAAGCUCAGCAUACAGGAUGUCAAGUCACUGCUCGCCAAUGGUGAAAAGAUUCACCUGCCACUGAUCGAUGGAGAAAAGGAUAUGUCCAUCCUCCAACUCUUACAAAACAGUGUAGAGAAUUUAGAUACCACCUACACUGCCAUCAGAUACGAUCUGAUCCAACGCAAGGAACUUCAAAAUUUAAACCCAGAAAUGAUCGUUUUUGGUAGUGCAUUUUUAAAUAUUAUUGGCAUUAUCAUCAGCACUGUUAAUUUAAUUUAUCAAUUCAACCAAGCAAUCGAAAUAUACAAUAAUAAUAAUAAUAAUAAUAAUAAUAAUAAUAAUAAUAAUAAUAAUAAUAAUAAAAUUGUAAUUCUUUUUAAACCAUCAAAGUUUUUAGUGACAUUCUUUUUGGUUUUAGGCUAUUUUAUCUAUGUUGUCAGAUCCACAUUGUUGAUGACCCAAGAGAGGAACCAAACAUCUAUGGCCUUUCUACUAGGUCUAGGUACCAUUUUAUUUUUUUUGGCGUAUAUUACCCAACUCAUUCACAAUCUCAAAAACCUUCUUGUCCUCUAUCAAGUGGUUCAUAUUUCACCUUGUUCUCAAAAAAUAAUUAAAGGAACCAUUUACUUGCUUUAUUUCUUUGGUAUCAUUUUGCUUGUCCUUUGGAUAGUGGCCAUGGUCAUCUACUGGGCUCCAUUCUAUACAAAUGUAUUUUUGGCUGCUGCAGGAGUGGUCCUCUUGAUCAUAUUUGGUAUGGUCCAAUUCCUUUCCCUUUUCCAAUACAUCACAUUGGUCCAUCAUCUACGCCCUCAAUCAAAGGUAGGCUUUUUCAAAAAAGCUUCUGUGGCGUUCAUUAUGGUACUGUCACUAUGCACAUUGUCAAUUUCAAUUCUGGCACAUUUAACAUGGAUCCCUAAAUCCAACGGAGAAGUGGUAGUAUGGUUGAUAGUAAACAGAUUCUUUAUAUUCCUAUUUGGCCUCGCACCCAACAUUGCUAUCUUCCUUGACCAACAGAUUGGUUCGUCGGUAUCAAGUAUCAAUCAUUAA